GGGACUUUUAUAGUGGCAGAAUGGUAAGACAUGUGACAUUGUUGAGUCAAACGAGCCAUGGCCAUGGCAUUGACCUGCAGUCCUUUGUCUUGAAGGCGAUACCACCACCUGGGCAUGCAUUUGACUUUGUCCAAAGCCCAAAAUGAUUAGGAACUCGGCGGAAAAGAACAUGGAGGAUACUUGGCAAAAUGACGACUCGGACUCGGUUGCAUCUUUGACAAUUUGGCAACUCUGCCUCGGUGAGACUGCAUAAUUGAUCGCCUGCUGUUUACAGUGAUCGAAUCCUUUUGCGUCCAGGCCAGCCAGGCCUAGCUCCUCAAUCGUCCUUGAAAUGUUCAGUAUUUCUAUCUCGAGUCAACGACAACCAAAGAAACAUUAGCCAAUAGCCAUGUUCCCCGCCCCCAUUCGGACUGCUUUGGAACUCAAAACUGCGAUCGAAACGGCUCCGAAGAGACUCAAACCCAUAGGUACCUGCGUUACUGAACUCCAAACAUGGAUGGACUGCUAUGACUUUGGUGACGAAGAUGAGAGGCUUGACGUGCCAGCGGCUAUCGAAGAGCUCACUCAACUAUAUGAGAAUGAUGCUCAAUGUCAUUCAGGAUACCUCCCAAAUUCGUUCAAGCUUACCAUCACACAUCCCGGAAUCAAGUUCUCUGCUGAUAUCGAGCCCUUUGGGAAACCGAAAGAUAAGAUCGAUAACCCUGCUCAUGACGUCCCUAAGUCCCGAACAAAGGACGAGUUGGUCGCUAUGCGCCAGGAGUCUGAGAAACGGUUGAAAGCUUGGUUCAAGAAAGCCGACGUCUCUGGAUAUGGUGAUGUCCGUUCGCAGUCCACGAAGGUCGACGCGAAGGUUCGGAAUGCAAGGGAGAUACCUGCCAGUCAUUUCACUGUCUCCGACAAUCUCUGUGAUGACAUCGAGCGCAUAUGGAAUGAGCACUUUCUACCGAGCUCCGUCCGUGUUGAACCAUACAAGAUUCAUUUGUACGGCCCUGGAGGGAAAUUUAAAUCGCACAAGGAUACUCCGGAGAAGGAUCUGGUUGGAACAUUCCUUGUUGGCUUAGGUGACUCCACCUCGGAUGAUCUACUAGGUAAUCUCUUCGUUGGACAUGAGAUAUAUGGCUCGAGAGCAUAUCCAGGAAGCUACGUCGCUUUCUAUCCGGACGUCCCUCAUAAGGUCACGGAAAUCAAGGAAGGUUAUCGUGCUGUCAUCGCCUUCAAACUCUUCCGCAAAGACCCCACCCAGAAUUCCACAUCCACAGGUGCAUUGCAGCCGAAAACGACAUUCGAGCAAUCACUCUUUAACAAGACGAAGUCUACCUUGAGAAAGCUCCCCGCUCCAUAUGGGAUUCUCUUGACGCACGACUAUUGCCUCCAAACAGCGGAGUUAAGCGGUCUGGAUAAUGUCCUACAUGCAGCCGCUGUCUCUGUCGCAUCAGAAGGUGAAUCUGAAAGCACUUCCCAAGAAGUCCACUUCCUCCCAGUUCUUGUGCAUCUCGAUGCCGAAGCUGACUGGUUAGACGAAGAACAGCGCGAAAUAGACCACGCCACCGCAUGGGUCUACCCGCUCACCGAAGUUCACGUCGACGCUCUAUUAGCCAGCUCAGAAUCUGAUGAAGACGAAGAUGAAGAUGAAGAUGCCUCGGAGGUAGGGCUUAUCCUAUCCAUCUUCAAGACGGAGAAGAAGUUGAAGAAGCUGAAGGUCAACUUAUCUAAAACCCCGUAUAGCUGGCUGAGACUCUGCAAAAACGUCCCGUUCUAUGGCAUUCCUGAAGUUGGUUAUUGUUGGUCGGAGGAACACCAAGAAGGCGCAGAGUUCACUGGGAACGAGUCAAGACCUGAUUCUGAAGAUAGUAUCUACCUGUCAUAUGCUAUGGUCGUGGUUUCGAGUAAGAAGAGGAAGCAUUCAAAGAAGAGUUGAUGUUCCUAUUCUUCAUUCCGAGUCAGCGGUUUGGUUUCUAACAUCAGGGAUAACUAAUAUUAUUAGAAACAUGUUGCAAGUAAUCUCAUGAAGCCAAAGUACUUUCUGUGACUCGCCUUACCGAUUCAGUUGCAAUACUACAGUACCAUGUCAGAAGUUGUAUCGAGCCCGGAGAAAAUCCAGCACUAUUUCCCGGGUACACUACUUAGACAGCACACUCUUUCAGAGUGCCU
This is a messenger RNA of Somion occarium, 2151 nucleotides long. NCBI's taxonomy places the organism in Eukaryota, Fungi, Basidiomycota, Agaricomycetes, Polyporales, Cerrenaceae. The record is from the annotation of a GenBank genome assembly.